CACCACGUGAACCGGAUGUUGUCUGAAUGUCAAAGAUGGCGCUCCACAUGUCACGCUGAGGAGGAGAUGGCUUUGAGCGGAAUAAGUCGCAGUGUGCGGCUGUUGUCAGGUCAAAUUCAACGGUGUCGUCCUGUUGUGGCUACAAACCAGACAGCUCGGUGUCUGAAUCAGGCAGCCUCUCAGCCGGAGCCCAGCGCUGAGGACAAUGAAGCCGUGAACCCGACCUUUAUAAACAGAAACCCCCGGAACCUGGAGCAGAUGGCUCUGGCUGUGAAGGACCGGGGCUGGAAGACGACCUGGCCCCACCGGGAGUUCUACCACAGGUUGGAGUUUUCUCGCACCCAGCACCAUGUGACUGCACAGGUGUUCUCCAGCAGCUCUCCUGUCCCGGUGGUUUCCUGUUCAACCAAGGAGUGGGCUGUAAAGAAGGAGCUGGCUUCCACAAGCUGUGUGGCGGCGUGUCAGGCCGUGGGCGAGGUGCUGGCACAUCGAUGCCAGCAGGCUGGAAUCACUAGGAUGGUGUACAGGGCGAUCCCUUGGACGUACCGCUCCGAUGCUGUUCAGUCUUUCAGAGCAGCAAUGAAAGAGGGAGGAAUCACCCUCAGUGAGCCCAGAAGGAAAUACGUCAGUACCUGAAUUUAGGUGUCAUCUGUUUUGUAAAAAUGUCCUCUGUAUCCCUUACUCUCUGCUCUUUUGAGAACUCUUACUAUACUGAUAUGAAGAUCUCCAGACAAUAUAAAGAGAAACAAACUGAGUGAACGUAAGGUUGCUUGACCCUGUGCUUUGUCUCUUGUGGAUAAAAUGUUUCUGAACAGAAGCAAUCCAGUUUAUUAUUUAAUAAAGAAACAAAGCGGUU
Messenger RNA from Micropterus dolomieu (smallmouth bass), 856 nucleotides. RefSeq names its product mitochondrial ribosomal protein L18 (gene mrpl18). The transcript has 5 exons. The record is from RefSeq and is a predicted model, not a curated record. Gene Ontology annotation, cellular component: mitochondrion; ribosome. Lineage: Eukaryota; Metazoa; Chordata; Actinopteri; Centrarchiformes; Centrarchidae. The coding region runs from base 16 to 636 and encodes 206 amino acids. Gene Ontology annotation, molecular function: structural constituent of ribosome; 5S rRNA binding. Gene Ontology annotation, biological process: translation.